AAUAAUGACCAACGACUCACCGGAGGAGACCCGGUCCGGAGGUGGGGGUGCAGGACCGAAAAGCACCAGAAACCGGCCCAACGACAAUGUCACCAUCCUCACGUCCUCGGUGGAUCUAGCGCGGAGCAGCAGGGGCCACCGGCCGAGCAACAGCGGGGAUAAUGCCUCGGCUCUCUCGUCCUCCCUGGAGCUGACCACGUCUCUCGAACUGAGCAUCCAGACGCGGAUCUUUAAGAUUAUCGUUAUCGGAGACUCCAAUGUCGGGAAGACCUGCCUUACGUUCCGCUUUACUGGCGGAAGCUUUCCGGACAAGACGGAGGCGACGAUCGGCGUGGAUUUCAGAGAGAAGGCGGUGGAGAUUGAAGGAGAGACGAUAAAGGUCCAGGUCUGGGACACCGCUGGCCAGGAGCGAUUCCGUAAGUCCAUGGUGGAGCACUACUACCGCAACGUCCACGCCGUGGUCUUCGUCUACGACGUCACCAAGAUGAACUCCUUCCGUAACCUUCAGACGUGGAUCCAGGAGUGCAACGGCCACCGUGUCUCUGCGUCUGUCCCACGGGUCCUGGUGGGCAACAAGUGCGACCUGGUGGACCACAUCCAGGUUCCCUCCAACAUGGCGCUGAAGUUCGCCGAUGCUCACAACAUGCUGCUGUUCGAGACGUCGGCCAAGGACCCCCGGGAGAGCCAGAACGUGGACUCCAUCUUCAUGUCCCUCGCCUGCCGACUCAAGGCCCAGAAGUCCCUGCUCUACCGGGACGUGGAGAGGGAGGACGGGCGAGUGAGGCUCACGCAAGAGGCGGAGACAAAGACUAACUGUCCCUGUUGAGAGAGAUAGAGAGUGAGAGAGAGAGAGAGAGAGAGAGAGAGAGAGAGAGAGAGAGAGAGAGAGAGAGAGAGA
This is a messenger RNA of Gadus chalcogrammus (walleye pollock), 898 nucleotides long. RefSeq names its product RAB33A, member RAS oncogene family (gene rab33a). Gene Ontology annotation, biological process: Rab protein signal transduction. Gene Ontology annotation, cellular component: Golgi apparatus; endosome. Gene Ontology annotation, molecular function: GTPase activity; GTP binding. The transcript has 4 exons. Bases 5 to 826 code for a protein of 273 amino acids. The record is from RefSeq and is a predicted model, not a curated record. Lineage: Eukaryota; Metazoa; Chordata; Actinopteri; Gadiformes; Gadidae.